This is a messenger RNA of Meleagris gallopavo (turkey), 758 nucleotides long. It is a transcript of the gene CGA, whose product is annotated as glycoprotein hormones, alpha polypeptide. Gene Ontology annotation, molecular function: follicle-stimulating hormone activity. Gene Ontology annotation, biological process: positive regulation of steroid biosynthetic process; thyroid hormone generation. NCBI's taxonomy places the organism in Eukaryota, Metazoa, Chordata, Aves, Galliformes, Phasianidae. The record is from RefSeq and is marked provisional. Gene Ontology annotation, cellular component: extracellular region; follicle-stimulating hormone complex.
CCACACACCAAGGACAGCUCACAUUUGAACAUCGUCCUGCAUUUUCUCAUCUUUCUGAUUUAUUCUCACUGAACAAGGGAGAAAGAUCAUGGAUUGCUACAGGAAGUAUGCAGCUGUCACUUUGACCAUUUUGUCUGUAUUUCUGCAUCUUCUUCAUACUUUCCCAGAUGGAGAAUUUCUCAUGCAGGGUUGUCCAGAGUGCAAGCUAGGGGAGAACAGAUUCUUUUCAAAACCAGGAGCUCCCAUUUACCAGUGCACUGGGUGCUGUUUCUCCCGGGCCUAUCCCACUCCAAUGAGAUCCAAGAAGACCAUGCUUGUUCCAAAAAAUAUUACAUCAGAAGCAACGUGCUGUGUAGCAAAGGCUUUUACCAAGAUUACCCUUAAGGACAAUGUGAAGAUAGAGAACCACACAGACUGUCACUGCAGUACCUGCUACUAUCAUAAAUCUUAAAGCCUGUCCCUUUGUUAAUGAUCAAGGACAACGGUGAAUGGAAUAUUUGUUUUUCAGCUUUUAUAGCACCGCUGUGUAUAAUCUUGUGUUUUCUGGUCAAGACACCGAGUAGACUUUUGAAUGAGAUGGAUGGCUGUUUAUUCCUCUUUGCUUCUUCAUGCAUUUAAGUAAGUUUAACUAUUUCCAUUAGGGAUUAGAUGCAGCACUUGCAUGACAACCAUAAGCUUGAUCUGUUUUUAAAAUAAACUGUCAGAUAAAUCGUCGAUGUUGCUUGAGGAAAAAUGAUGAUUUCAUAGCUUAAAACAGC